Messenger RNA from Paramecium octaurelia, 1692 nucleotides. NCBI's taxonomy places the organism in Eukaryota, Ciliophora, Oligohymenophorea, Peniculida, Parameciidae. The record is from the annotation of a GenBank genome assembly.
AUGAUUUUUUUUUUAAUUAUAAUCUCUAUUGAAUAAUUUUAAGCUAUAAGAAAUAUAGCCAUAACAUUGGGUCCUUUAACUUAAUAGUCUAUUACAUAUGUAAUUUAUUAGGAUGAGCAACUUAAUUAAUAAUUUAACUCAAAGGAGACUCGUUGGAGUAAUUGUUCGCCAUUGGAUUUAUUAUACAUUAAAUCUAAUGUGAAUUAACAAAUAGCAUAUACUCCCUUAAAUAUCAUAAACACCGAUGAUAAAGAUUUAAUUAUUGAUUCUUUAAGUCUUACUACUUAAAAAGGGUAGACUUUGAAGAUAACACUAAGUAAUUUUUAUUUAAUUUAGAUAAUACUAAUAAUAUUGUAGUCCAGAAAAAGGGAGUUGAGAUCAUAAAUAUCCAAUAUUUUUGUGAGAAGAAAUUAACAAAGGAAAACUAUUGGGCUGUAAUUGAUAUCAACCUCAAAACAUCCAAUCAAUCUUUGAAAUUUUCAUAUUAGUAUAUUUGCGAUCCUAAUUUCCAUCCAAAAAGAUUUGAUUGGAGUUAUUUGAUUUUAAUUGUAACCAUGUCAACUUUUGUACUCUUCCUGGCGAGGUAGUAAAAAUUAAGUGCAUUUAAAAUCACUUAUUAUGAUAAAUUAAAUAAUAAAAAUGUUGUUGUGUUUUAAGGAUUUCAUUUAGGUUUGAAAGGAGCUAUUAUAUAUAAUACUGUAUUUGCUGUAGGAGUAACUGCAGCAUAUGUUUUUGAAAAAACAGUAGAAGACCUAGAAGAAAAUAUAGUUCGAUGCUUUUGCUUGAUAUUUGGAUUUAUUUUAAUUAGUGAAGUGAGCUUUUUAUUUAAUUUAGCUUUGUUAUAAAAUGAAAUUUUUAAAAAUACGAAUAGUUUCCAUCUUAAGGGCUUGCGAUAUCAUUGGAUUGCUUACCACUAUUAUAACUUUACAUUUGUAUGUAGAUUUUAAUGAACCUUGGAUUGUAUUAAAUUAUUACAUAUUAUAGAUAAGCAAUUUAUUGACAAUCUAUUUGGUUGGUACUUCAAUCAAGUUAUUUAAAAUAACAAGCUUAAAAAAUGGAUUGCAUUUUUUUAUUCCCUGCAUAAUUAUGGACAUCGUUUUUUCAAUCUAUGGCAGCUUUUUUGUUCGCUACGAGUGGGAUAGUCUUGUUAUGAAAUACUUUAAUACUCCUCUUACUGCUUAAUUUCCAUAUUUCUACCCGAUUUAUAAAAAAAAAUGCGGAUGGUUAUCCAUCACUUCUAUUUUGUUUCCUGCAUUUUUCCUUGCUUAUGCCCAUAGAGUUGAUCGAUUCAAGGAUUCUAUAAUUUAUAGAUUAAUAUCAUAUAUAGGUUUACAAGUUGGAUUGACCUUAUGGUUUACGUUUUCAUCUCUUUAUUCAAUACCUUUGCCUGUUUCAUCAUUUACCCUAUUUCCAACAAUAGGAAUUAGUGCUAUUAUUGCAUUUCAGAGAAAUGAAAUUAAGGUGAUGUGGAAUGGUGAUUUUUAUGAUCAAGUCUUACUAAAUCCUUGGAGACAUCAAAUUCAGGCAGGGGAAAGAGAAUCAAUCCAUGUCUUGAAUAAAAAAAGCAAUGAUGAAACGGAAUUACAAAAUCUUGCAGAUUAAGAAUAAUAGCAUUAAUAAACUUAACUCCUCAGAAUAUCAAGAGGAUAGAUUAAAUUACACAACGAAUUAUUUUAGGGAUUAUUGGAUUGA